CUAGGCUUUUAAUAACCGGAAAUUUCCUCGAGCUGGCUGGUCGAUAACAUCGGAGCGUUUAGGGGGCUUGAUGUAUGCGGCACGGAAGCAGCCGUUUCGAAGCAACGAAUAUAUGAUUCGUCCAAUCUCUAGGCUUUUAAUAAUUUGAAAGUUUCCCGAACCGGCCGAUCGAUAGCGUCGGAGUUUCGAGGGGUUUCGAUAGGUAUGUAUGUUUUAUUGCUUUGUAUGAGGCUACUUUGAAGAUACGGAAGCAGCCGUUUUGCGGCAACAAACAUAUAAUUCAUUUGAGUUUUAACCAGGUCUUUAAUGAACUGAAAGUUUUCCGAGCUGGCUGAUCGAUAGCUUCGGGGUUUUCAGGAGUUUCGUAACCCCUUAAAUAUAAAUGUUCUGCUGUCACGUCAGUAACCAGUAAGCUUUCCACCCUUACACUGCUUAAUCUUCCCAUCUUUCACACCGAACGGUCUUACUAAAGCUAUACGCAUACUGAAGAUAUGUCUCCACUCAAUCAUGAUGGCCUCGUGGCUCAUCUGAAGGCCCUGAUAGCAAGCUGCAACUACCAAAUUGCAACAGAGCUUCUGGGUCUUCUGUUAACAAUCGUAAGGCAACUUUCCAUGAAUCGAACUGUUCGAUUGAGAAGCUCCGUUCCUAAUAGCCAGUUCCAGUCCCUCGGGUAUAACCUCGCAUUGGGGAUCUACCGCAUCUGGUUCCAUCCUCUGUCACGAUUCCCUGGCCCUAUGCUCCUAUCCGCCUUUUACUUCCCAUACCUGUAUAGAAGUUUGAUUAAAGGAUCCUGGGUUAGACAAGUGCCAGCCCUCCACCAGAGAUAUGGCCCUGUCGUGAGGAUUGCUCCUGAUCAUCUGGCCAUUGACGGUGCCGUGGCAUGGCCCGAAAUAUAUGCCCACCGGCCGAAUACAAAACCGGAGUUCGGCAGACCAGCCGGCCUUCUAUUCCCGGGUGAUGAGUUAUGCAUCCUAGGAGCACCUCGCGAGGCUCACCGCCGCAUGCGCCGGCAGCUAUCCCUUGCUUUUAGUGAUAGCGCCUUGAGCGAGCAGGAAGCGACUAUUAGUAGGUUUGUCGGCAUGCUGCUUGAUAAAAUUGAGGUACACAGCCAAGGAGGCAAAUAUGUCGACAUUGUAGAGUGGCUAAACUUCGCCGUGUUCGACGUCGUGGGUGAUUUGGCCCUUAGCGACUCGUUUCACAGCUUGGAGAAUAACGCGUACCAUCCCUGGGUUCACUCAAUAUUCCUUGGCAUUCGCGGAACCCAGUUAGCAAGGUUCCUAGGGAGCUAUUCGUUCCUGAAAGUUUUCUUGGGCAUAUUCAGUAUUAGCUCAAUCAGUGCAAAGGACCACAGUCGCAUGGCUGCAGUUGAGAAGACGAUAACUAGGAUGGGCCAAGGUGCCGAGUCAAAGUCAGGCCGGCGCGACUUUGUGGCGUACAUGAUGCAAGAAACGCGAUCGGGAGAACCAGGAAUGUCGGAGCAAGAAAUAAUAGCGACAACUCCCAUUCUGAUAAUCGCAGGUAGUGAGACGACGGGGUCGGCUCUAUCAGGGCUUUUCUUCUACCUCUCGCAGAACCCUUUCGCAUACAAUGCUCUUGCUGACGAAGUCCGUUCCGCCUUUCGCAGCGAGGCCGAUAUCACCUUUCGUAGCACCGCUCCGCUCGAAUAUCUAAGCGCUUGUAUCGACGAGACUCUACGAGUCUACCCGCCGGCCGCCGAGACAUUGCCACGCAUAUCGCCGGGAGAUUUCGUGCAGGACAAGUAUAUUCCAAAAGGGACUCGCAUCUCAGUUUGCGCGUGGGCCACGUUCCGAAAUCCUCAGUACUUUUUCCAGCCUGAUACAUUCAGUCCACAGCGCUGGCUUUCGCCUUCCCAUCCGCUGUACGAAACAAAGUUCAGCGGAGACAAUCGGGAGGCGUUUAAGCCAUUCAGCUUUGGCACUCGGGACUGUCUUGGCAAAAACCUAGCGUAUGCGGAAAUGCGACUGAUCGCUGCUCGAUUGAUAUACCGCUUCGAUUACAAGGUCAUGCCCAAUCAAGAGAGCUGGCAUGAUCAACAACGCACGUAUCUUGGGUGGGAGAAGGGUCCGCUCAAUGUCCAGCUGCAUCGAAGGAUUGAUGCGUGAGCGGCAAGCGGCUGAGGUUAUCAGCAACCAGAAACCCUUAACCAGAAACCCUUAACCAGAAACCAUUAUCAAAAAUACCAAAUCCCAUCUACACUUGAAUAUGUGGCAGAGUAGUAUGGUCAAGCAUGCUGUUGUGUAUAGAAAAGAGGUUCAUUAGAAAUAGAUAUACUUGUAAAGUAUAAACAAAGAUGGUUCCUCCAAUUGUAGCUCUCCGGGUCAAAGUUAAAAUUGAU
This is a messenger RNA of Daldinia decipiens, 2356 nucleotides long. RefSeq names its product cytochrome P450. The transcript is spliced from 2 exons. NCBI's taxonomy places the organism in Eukaryota, Fungi, Ascomycota, Sordariomycetes, Xylariales, Hypoxylaceae. The coding region runs from base 492 to 2123 and encodes 543 amino acids. The record is from RefSeq and is a predicted model, not a curated record. Gene Ontology annotation, molecular function: heme binding; iron ion binding; oxidoreductase activity, acting on paired donors, with incorporation or reduction of molecular oxygen.